Messenger RNA from Bipolaris maydis ATCC 48331, 1114 nucleotides. The record is from RefSeq and is a predicted model, not a curated record. Lineage: Eukaryota; Fungi; Ascomycota; Dothideomycetes; Pleosporales; Pleosporaceae.
ACAUCUGCAGGCAUCCGACCACGAAUAUUGCAAAUGCAGUACCUCCCGCGUGGCGUUUCUCGCGCUUAGAAUGUCGUACGUGUGGAGAGACUUUGUCCCCUGGAAAUACGACCGAUCUUGAGCCAGGCAAACAUAUGUGCAAAGUCGAGGAUUAAAACUGCCACCAUCCAGACCCUUGGUGAUGAUUUCAGUCCUCCAUCGGGAGACGAACGAUUCAAAGUCGAAAAAAUGCCGGUCAAGCCAUGGGGUCACAACAUGGCAGCAAACGCAUCAGUUUCUCUGAUGGAUUCAGCGAAAGGACUCCCUCUUCUCAGACACCACCUGACAAUUUGUACGACGCUCAAUUAUGAGAUUGACAAAGCCAACAUCGAAUCAUGCGCCUGCUAUUGAUACCACUCCUCGGGAUCAAAAACUAUCAUGUUCACCUGAUCAUAAUACCAUCGUCAUACUGCUUUCUUGCUAUUGGAGUCUCGAGUUUGUCCAGAUCAUCAUCCGGCGUACGACAAAUUUGCAUGACCGGUCAACUGUUAAGAUAUGUACCGAAUACUUCGACUCAAAACUGCUGCCUGCUCCUUCGGAUAUUUGGUUGCUUACCAUUAUUGGUACUCAGUCCCGGUAUAUGACGGAGUGAGUGGUGAGACACUGUUCCUGGUUCCAGAUGGAACCAAAUGCUGCUAGUAUGGCACACUGAGCGGCCUCCAGGCAACACAGGGUUUCACGUGUAGGCAAAUGUUUGAGCCAAUGUAGCCCAAGAACACCAAGAUGCUUACAGCAAUGUGGUCCUCUUACGAAAUAAUUGCAUGAGAGCCAACUGCUGAUCCGGCUGUUGUUUGAUCUUGCUUGAGUGUUGGCGUCUAGAAAAGCGGGGGCGGGUGGCAUGUCAUGUUCCCCGGCCAGUCAAAGCCGCCGCGGAAGCUGGAGUGCUUCCAGACCCCGUACAUCAUGAUUCGAUUACUAUUCGUCUACACUAUAUCCAAUUAACAAAAGAAUCAUCAUGCAUAGAUCACAGCGUCAUCACAAAACAAGGAGGGGUGGCUAGCGAAGCAGCAGGGCCACGCCGAGAAGGCUUAUCUUGAGGAAACGACUGUAGCUCAGAAUAUGCAUCCAGUUUCAG